AUGACAGUCUUCCCAACAUGCGUCAGUUCGUGCGCGGGACAGGUGUUUCCGGCUCAGUACGCAUACUGCGGAUCGUGUCAGCAGUACAUCGUGUGUUCCAUUGGUCAGACCACUCACGUGAUGUUGUGUCCCGGAUCGCUGUACUAUGACGCCGUCUUAGGAGUGUGCACUUUCGCCAACUCAAACAUCUGUAACCAGUCAAGCAUCUCUAACCAGCCAAACAUCUGUAACAAGUCAAACAUCUCCAACAAGCGCCACAUCAGCAACAAGUCAAACAUCUCCAACCAGUCAAACAUCUAUAACAAGUCAAACAUCUGUAACAAGUCAAACAUCGCCAACAAGCGCCACUUCUGCCAUAAGUCAAACAUCUCCAACCAGUCAAACAUCUAUAACAAGUCAAACAUCAGUAACAAGUCAAACAUCAGCAAAACCUGUAACUGUGUGCAUUACCAGCUGCUUCGGGUUAGCAGACGGCGACUACCAGUCGUGCAAUGGAUGCGAUGUGUACGCGUCAUGUGUUUCCGGAUCUAUAAUCGACAAUCGACCUUGCGUUCAAGCUGCUUCGGGUUAGCAGACGGCGACUACCAGUCGUGCAAUGGAUGCGAUGUGUACGCGUCAUGUGUUUCCGGAUCUAUAAUCGACAAUCGACCUUGCGUUCAAGGGCAGAGCUGGGAUGACGUCACAAAACAGUGCAGCAGUACAUCGAACACUUGCUUUACGUCAGCCACGUCCGCCACAUCUCCAACAUCAGCGACCAGUGCAACGUCACUUACAUCAGCCACCUGCUUCGGGUUAGCAGACGGCGACUACCAGUCGUGCAAUGGAUGCGAUGUGUACGCGUCAUGUGUUUCCGGAUCUAUAAUCGACAAUCGACCUUGCGUUCAAGGGCAGAGCUGGGAUGACGUCACAAAACAGUGCAGCAGUACAUCGAACACUUGCUUUACGUCGGCCACGUCCGCCACAUCUCCAACAUCAGCGACCAGUGCAACGUCACUUACAUCAGCAACCUGCUUCGGGUUAGCAGACGGCGACUACCAGUCGUGCAAUGGAUGCGAUGUGUACGCGUCAUGUGUUUCCGGAUCUAUAAUCGACAAUCGACCUUGCGUUCAAGGUCAGAGCUGGGAUGACGUCACAAAACAGUGCAGCACUACAUCGAACACUUGCUUUACGUCGGCCACGUCCGCCACAUCUCCAACAUCAGCGACCAGUGCAACGUCACUUACAUCAGCAACGUCUGUUACAUCGCCUACCUCACACGGCGACUACCAGUCGUGCAAUGGAUGCGAUGUGUACGCGUCAUGUGUUUCCGGAUCUAUAAUCGACAAUCGACCUUGCGUUCAAGGUCAGAGCUGGGAUGACGUCACAAAACAGUGCAGCAGUACAUCGAACACUUGCUUUACGUCGGCCACGUCCGCCACAUCUCCAACAUCAGCGACCAGUGCAACGUCACUUACAUCAGCAACGUCUGUUACAUCGCCUACCUCACGUACUAGCGCAACGUCACCAGCAAGUCAAACAUCUGUAACUAGUCCAACAUCCCAAACUAGUGCCACGUCGCCAACAAGUCAAACAUCUGUAACUAGUCCAACAUCCCAAACUAGUGCUACGUCGCCAAGAAGUCAAACAUCUGUAACUAGUCCAACAUCCCAAACUAGUGCCACGUCACGAACAAGUCAAACAUCUGUAACUAGUCCAACGUCCCAAACUAGUGCUACGUCGCCAAGAAGUCAAACAUCUGUAACUAGUCCAACAUCCCAAACUAGUGCCACGUCACGAACAAGUCAAACAUCUGUAACUAGUCCAACAUCCCAAACUAGUGCUACGUCGCCAAGAAGUCAAACAUCUGUAACUAGUCCAACAUCCCAAACUAGUGCCACGUCACGAACAAGUCAAACAUCUGUAACUAGUCCAACAUCCCAAACUAGUGCUACGUCGCCAAGAAGUCAAACAUCUGUAACUAGUCCAACAUCCCAAACUAGUGCCACGUCACGAACAAGUCAAACAUCUGUAACUAGUCCAACAUCCCAAACUAGUGCCACGUCGCCAACGAGUCAAACAUCACGAACAAGUCAAACAUCUGUAACUAGUCCAACAUCCCAAACUAGUGCCACGUCACCAACGAGUCAAACAUCUGUAACUAGUGGAACGUCCCAAACUAGUGCCACGUCACAAACAUCUGUAACUAGUCCAACAUCCCAAACUAGUGCCACGUCAGGAUCAAGUCAAACAUCUGUAACUAGUCCAACAUCCCAAACUAGUGCCACGUCACCAACAAGUCAAACAUCUGUAACUAGUCCAACAUCCCAAACUAGUGCGACGUCACAAACAAGUCGAACAUCUGUAACAAGUCAAACAUCAGUAACAAGUCAAACAUCAGCAAGACCUGUAACUGUGUGCAUUACCAGCUGCUUCGGGUUAGCAGAUGGCGACUACCAGUCGUGCAAUGGAUGCGAUGUGUACGCGUCAUGUGUUUCCGGAUCUAUAAUCGACAAUCGACCUUGCGUUCAAGGUCAGAGCUGGGAUGACGUCACAAAACAGUGCAGCAGUACAUCGAACACUUGCUUUACGUCGGCCACGUCCGCCACAUCUCCAACAUCAGCGACCAGUGCGACGUCACUUACAUCAGCAACGUCUGUUACAUCGCCUACCUCACACGGCGACUACCAGUCGUGCAAUGGAUGCGAUGUGUACGCGUCAUGUGUUUCCGGAUCUAUAAUCGACAAUCGACCUUGCGUUCAAGGUCAGAGCUGGGAUGACGUCACAAAACAGUGCAGCAGUACAUCGAACACUUGCUUUACGUCGGCCACGUCCGCCACAUCUCCAACAUCAGCGACCAGUGCAACGUCACUUACAUCACGUACUAGCGCAACGUCACCAGCAAGUCAAACAUCUGUAACUAGUCCAACGUCCCAAACUAGUGCCACGUCGCCAACAAGUCAAACAUCACUAACUAGUCCAACAUCCCAAACUAGUGCCACGUCACCAACAAGUCAAACAUCUGUAAAUAGUCCAACAUCCCAAACUAGUGCCACAUCACCAACAAGUCAAACAUCUGCAACAAGUCAGACGUCUAGAACUAGCGCAACUUCAGCAACAAGUCAAACAUCAGUGACAAGUCAAACAUCACCAACAAGUCAAACAUCACCAACAAGUCAAACAUCUAUAACCAGUCGAAGUUCAGCUACUUCUGCCACAACCACUUCGCUUGGUGUUACAUGCAUUACGGACUGUUUUGGGUUAGCAGACGGCAACUAUCAGUCGUGCAAUGGGUGCGAUGUGUAUGCCUCCUGUGUAGCACAGUCGAUUAUUAACGACCGGCCGUGUUCAUCCGGGCAGUUCUGGGACGACGCUUCCAAACAGUGCAACAGUAGAUCAAGCACGUGCACCUCGUCGGCCACGUCACAAACAUCUGUGACAUCCGCUAAUAGUGCAACUUCAGCAACAAGUCAAACAUCUGUGACAAGUCAAACCUCUGUAACAAGUCAAACAUCUGGAACUAGCGCAACGUCACCAGCAAGUCAAACAUCUAGGACCAGCGCAACGUCACCAACAAGUCAAACAUCUGGGACUAGCGCAACGUCACCAAUAAGUCAAACAUCUAGGACCAGCGCAACGACACCAACAAGUCAAACAUCUGGGACUAGCGCAACGUCACCAAUAAGUCAAACAUCAGGGACUAGUGCAACGUCAGCAACAAGUCAAACAUCUGGGACUAGUGCUACGUCAGCAACAAGUAGAACAAGUCCAACUUCAAUGACCAGUCCAACAUCUGUUACAAGUGCAACUUCAGCCACUAGCGCAACAUCUAGAACAAGUCAAACAUCUCUAACUAGUCAAACAUCUCUAACUAGUCGAACAUCUGGAACCAGCGCAACAUCAAUCACUAGUGCAACGUCUGCGACUAGUCUAACAAGUGCGACGUCGGCCACGUCAGCCGCAUCAGCAACAUCAGUAACAAGCGUCACGUCUCCCACCUCUCCUCGGGCGACGACAGGGUCAGCGUGCAUCACGUCCUGCACGGGCAGACCGAACGGAAACUACCAGUCGUGUCUCGGGUGCCGCGUCUUCGUCACCUGCACAGACAGCGCUACACUGGACGGCAGGUUGUGUCCCGGGAUCAACGUGUGGGACGACUUCCUGAAGAUGUGCACGUUCCUGUCGUCAACCUGCGUGGAGAUUCCAACCACCGCGGCGUCGACCACCACUUCACAGACAUCGCCGACGUCGCCAACAAGCGCUGCGGUUGCAGUCACACCAUCUGCAACGGUGACGACGGGAGCCGCCUGUAUCAGGAGUUGUAUAGGUGUGGCGGACGGUGAUUACCAGUCGUGUUACGGAUGUGACGUGUUCGCCACCUGCUUCGGACAGACGAUCACUGAUCGUCGACCCUGCCCUGCUCUGAACAUGUGGGACGAUUUCCUCAAGAUGUGCACAUUUUUCUCGUCCACCUGCACUCAACCAGCUUUAACGGCUCUCGGAGCAGCAGCAGACAUAGAUAUGGAGAUGAUGAUGGAGACGGACAGUCCACGUAGUGUUACAAAGGCUCCAACAACCAACUCUGAUGACACAAAUGAAGGUGUGAAAGUAACGACUUCAACACCUUUAUCCAAGCCAUCUUCAAACUGUAUAAACACGUGCGAAGGUAGACCUGACGGAAAGUACCAGUCCUGUAAGAGUUGUAAAGUCUUUGCCAUGUGCGCCAACUCGGUUUUGAUUGACAACAUCCCGUGUCUUAGCACCUUCGUCUGGGAUGACGUGUUGAAAAUGUGCACGUUCAUCUCCUCCACUUGUACAGACGCGGCAUUGUCUCCAGUCAGCGAUCUGGUGCUCAACAACGAAGGAAGCGAUUUACCAACACUAACUAACACCAUCAAGCCAAGACUAGAAGGACGCACAGACGUUCAGUUGCUUGGAACAACCACUGUUAUGGAACCCAAACAAGAAGGACGCACGGACAUCCAUUUGCUUGGAACAACCACUUUCAUCAAACUAACACAAGACGGAAAGUCAGACGCCCAGUUGCCUAGCAAUAGCAACUGGAUCUGCGUCAGUAGCUGCGAGGGAAAGACUGACGGGGAUUACCAGUCGUGCAGCAGUUGUUCAGUCCACGUCGUCUGUAGCGGUGGUGUAAGAAUGGAGGACGAACCAUGCGCCGGAAAUGACAUCUGGGACGAUUUCUUCAAGAUGUGUACUUUCUUUUCAUCCACGUGUCCCUAA
Gigantopelta aegis is the source of this 5217-nucleotide messenger RNA. RefSeq names its product cell wall protein DAN4-like. The transcript is spliced from 8 exons. The record is from RefSeq and is a predicted model, not a curated record. Gene Ontology annotation, molecular function: chitin binding. Lineage: Eukaryota; Metazoa; Mollusca; Gastropoda; Neomphalida; Peltospiridae. Bases 1 to 5217 code for a protein of 1738 amino acids. Gene Ontology annotation, cellular component: extracellular region.